AUGUCAGCUCUCCUGGUUACCGGCCUUUUGGCCGCCCUUGUGGCGUCGCCUGUGUCAGCAUUCUGGCGGCUGCCCUGCAAAUCGCCCAUUGUCGUGGAGCGGGCGGAUCCCAUCGUCAGCCCUGGUCAGGUGUCGAACCAUUUGCACACCAUCAUGGGAGGCAACGCCUUUGAUUUUACCAUGGACUACAACACCACCCAGAAAUCCACCUGCUCGUCUUGCACGGUUAUUGGGGACAACAGCAACUACUGGACUCCCACGCUGUUCUUCCAACACCAAAACGGCUCUUUCGAGAGCGUGAACCAGAUCGGCGGUGCCACCGUCUACUACCUGCAAAGGAAGGGUGACGGCGAGACCCUGAAAGCGUUUCCCCCGGGAUUUCGCAUGGUCGCAGGCAACCCUUUCAAGCGAACUGGGGGCGAUGACUUUGCUAGUCAAGCCGUCAGCUAUGCUUGCCUCAACUACAACGGCCCAGCAACGGCAGAGACUCCCAUGUUCCCCAACUACAACUGCCCUGAUGGCCUUCGUGCGCAAGUCUUCUUCCCUUCCUGCUGGAACGGCAAGGACUUGGACACGCCAGACCACAAGUCGCAUGUGUCUUAUCCCACUGGCUCGUACAACAGUGGCUCGUGCCCACCCGACUUUCCUGUUCAUCUGAUCUCCAUCUUCUACGAGGUCAUCUGGGAUACAGGCAAGUUUGCCAAUAUGUGGUACGGAAAAGGCCAGCCAUUCGUGUGGUCGAUGGGCGACCCCACAGGCUAUGGACACCAUGGUGACUUUAUCAUGGGCUGGGAUCCUGAGCUUCUUCAAAGCGCCGUCGACGAGUGCACCAACGACAGCGGUCGAGUGGAGGACUGCCCAGUCUUCAAACUCAUUCCCGAUUCCCAGGCUGAGGGCUGCAGGAUCCAGCCGGAGGUCGACGAACCUGUCAGUGGAGUCCUCUCUGCUUUGCCAGGUUGUAAUCCGGUCCAGCCAGGGCCUACUGCUUCACCUCAGAGCGGUUGCGGUGCUCCCACCAAAAUCACACCAUCUAAUGCCACUUUCUUCACCGACCUGACAAGCAAAGGCUGGUCGUAUACCGGAUGCGGCACAGAUAACUACUACAACCGCAUCCUAACCGGCGCCAACCAGGCGAAUGACCAAAUGACCAACGAGAACUGUGUUGCCUUCUGUGAGAGCAAAGGUUUCUCUGUUGCCGGCACCGAAUAUGGCAGAGAAUGCUAUUGUGGUAACUCCAUCCCGUCGAGCGGUGCGCCUGUCCCCGGUGUGGUCGGAAACUGCCAGAUGCAAUGCAUGGGCGACAAUUCGGAAUUCUGCGGCGGCCCAAGCACUCUGUCCCUGUAUCAAAAGUGCACGGGAGACUCAUGCACGAAUGCUCAGUUCGGUGUGUCUUCUGGUUCCAGUCAAGUCGUCGCUCCAUCUGGUUCAUCUUCGUCUUCUUCUCCCGGCACAAAGACAUCGGCUGCUUCAGCACCUGCCGGGUCCUCUGCUCAGGGCUCAUCUUCAGGUAGCGCAACGAGCACAAUAGUCUCGGCGGUAGCUCCAGGCAGCGAAUCUCCCACUACACUUGCUACGGUGACGACCUCCAAGGCCGCGGCCAUCUCAAGCACAACCUCGUCUGAAUAUCAGGUUGUUCCAGUCAACACAGUUUCGGUAAAUACAAAUUCUUCUACUGAGUCUACAUCGCCUUCACCCACGUCUUCCUCUUCCCCAGCCACAGACCCAAGCACAGACGAUGACGCCGACGCCGUCAUAGACGUGGCAGCGGCAAUGAGUUCGAUGAGAAACACAACCCCAAACAUCUCGGAUUCCGGCUCAGCUUCAUCUGAUGCGAUGGCUUCGGGUGAUGCAGAUGCCGUGUCAGCACCGCAAACUCCUGGCUCCAGUGCUCCCACUCCUGGCACAUCCUCCUUAUCAUCACCCACCAAGGCUGCGCACUCUUCCUCCGUCUCUUAA
This is a messenger RNA of Exophiala dermatitidis NIH/UT8656, 1956 nucleotides long. RefSeq names its product WSC domain-containing protein. The record is from RefSeq and is a predicted model, not a curated record. The transcript has a single exon. NCBI's taxonomy places the organism in Eukaryota, Fungi, Ascomycota, Eurotiomycetes, Chaetothyriales, Herpotrichiellaceae. Bases 1 to 1956 code for a protein of 651 amino acids.